GCCACUUUUGAGUUACACAAGAGCGCUCGGAGGAUCUCAUUUGAUCCAAAGGAUUGCUUUGUGGCUUUUUCUUUUUUUUCCCUUCUUGCGUAGUUGACGCCCCGAAAAUUCGCACUGAUCAAGGACGCUUGUAUCAUCGGCAGGUUUUUGUCAUUUUGUAUUUUCCAGGCAGAUGCGAGCGGCGGUGAAGCAGCGGCAAAGACUUUGGUGCUUUUUACCUUCUAGGGAAAAAGCGACUCGCUUUUUUUUGGGGGGGGGGGGAGGGGGGGGGUCGGGGUCGGGGGGUUCAAAGCUCAUCUCCCUUGUUUGGACGCCUCCGCAGUCGAGCUGAGCGCUGAAAAAGAAAGUGACUUAAGUGGGCAAAAUAAUAACAACAAAUACUACUACAAGUACUAAUAAAGACAAGGCAACUUUUGGGAAAUGAGCCAAAGUAGCAGACAGUCGUCGUCGUCGUCUUGUCGCGCAUUUUGGCCGUCGGGCGACAAAGCGCCGGCCGGCGAAGAUGUGCCGCCGACCGUCUUUGCGGCCCGAAACUCGGCAGGAGGCGAGACGAGCGGGCUGACGGCAGCCGGCACCGGGACCGGUUUCGGGGCGCACGGGGCCGGGAAGCGGAGCGGCGCGCAGGCGGCGGCGGCGACGGCGGCGGUCGCCCCUCGCAAGGAUUCUUCCCACGCCAUCUCGGAGACCGCCCGCGAGCUCUGCAAAGCCGUGUCCGUGUCCCUGGGGCUGUCGGCGGACCCGAGCGACGCCGGCGACUUGGCGCACGCGCUCCCCUACCGAGCGGGGGGAGCCGCCGCAAAGUACCGGGGCUCGUCGUCGGGGCGCGAGGAGCGCAACGCCAUGUUUCCGAGUUCCGAGGCGACGGCGACGACGUCGACGUCGACGUCGGCUGAAUGGCGCGUCAUUCCGGCCGCUUUGGGGCGCGCGGAGUUCGCGCGGCGAGACUCGAGCGAGUUCACGUGCGAGCUGCUCGACUUGCCCGCGUGCGCCUUCGCGGCGCCGGCGGGGUCCCGAGCCUACAAGCCCCCGGAGGCGUCCGCCGGCGGCUGCCAACUGGAGCGCUUCGGCGUGGCCGUCAAGUCGGAGGUUCCGAAGGGCCCGUCCGUGCAGGCGCACUGGGCCACCGACUGGGACGCGUACGACGGCCCCCGGCUGUGGGGCUCCGGGCGGUGCGCGACGCCGCCGCCGCCGCCGCCGCCGCCGCCGCCCGCGACGGCCUUCAUCUGCGAGCCGUACGAGAGGAGCGCCGGCGCCACCGGGCAGUGGUACCCGCCGAGCGGGAUGUUGGGGCCGCCGUACGCCACCGGCAGCUCCAUCAAGACGGAGGCGGGGGAGUGGACGGGGGUCGCCUACGACGACCACAGGUUUGAGACGGGCAGAGAGCAAAUGUUCCCCAUGGAGUUGUUCUUCCCGCCACAAAGAACGUGCCUGAUCUGUUCGGACGAGGCGUCCGGCUGCCAUUACGGUGCGCUCACCUGCGGCAGCUGCAAAGUUUUCUUCAAGAGAGCCGCGGAAGGCAAGCAGAAAUACUUGUGCGCCAGCAAGAACGACUGCACCAUCGAUAAGCUGAGGAGAAAAAACUGUCCAUCUUGUCGGCUGAAGAGGUGUUUCGAAGCUGGGAUGACUCUCGGAGCACGCAAGCUAAAAAAGAUUGGACAACCCAAAAACCCGAAAGAGGAUAAACCUGUUCAGGAUCCGGCAAAGCUUGUCAGGCAUCUGGCCCCUGAAAAAACCCUGACCUCCAACUCUCAGGCGGUCUUCUUCAACAUCCUGGAGUCCAUCGAGCCGGAGGUGGUGAACGCGGGCCACGAUUACGGCCAGCCCGACUCGGCAGACAAUCUGCUCACCAGCCUCAACGAGCUCGGAGAAAGACAACUUGUCAAAGUGGUCAAAUGGGCCAAAGGACUCCCGGGUUUCCGGAAUCUCCACGUGGAUGACCAAAUGACCGUCAUCCAGCAUUCGUGGAUGGGCGUGUUGGUGUUCGCCUUGGGCUGGCGCUCCUAUAAGAACGCCAACGGCCAGAUGCUCUACUUCGCGCCCGAUCUCAUCUUCAACGAGCACCGGAUGCAUCUCUCCACUAUGUACGAACACUGCGUCCGAAUGAAGCACCUGUCGCAGGAGUUCAUGCUGCUGCAAGUCACGCAGGAAGAGUUCCUCUGCAUGAAGGCCUUGCUCCUCUUCAGCAUUCUUCCAGUGGACGGUCUGAAGAACCAGCGGUACUUCGACGAGCUGCGCCUCACCUACAUCACCGAACUCAAGCGGCUGGUUAGUUACCGCAUCACGGCCAAUUGUCCGCAGAGGUUCUACCAACUCACGCGACUGCUCGACUCGCUCCAGAUGACUGUAAAGAAGCUGCAUCAGUUUACGUUUGACCUGUUCCUCCAAGCUCAGUCGGUGCGCACCAAUGUGAGCUUUCCAGAGAUGAUUGGCGAAAUCAUCUCAGUCCAUGUACCAAAGAUGCUGGCAGGUUUGGCCAACCCCAUCAUGUUUCACAAGUAGAAUGUGAUUGGUUUCAUUUUGUAAUUUUUUUUUUUGGGGGGGGGGGACCCCGCAAUCAAGAAGUAACACAGCUUUGCUGCCAGCAUAAACUGUAACAAUGGCUUUGUACUGUUUCCUCAACUCAUAUUCAUGUUCUCUGGUCAUUUUCUCUGAUAUUUUAAGCCACAUUAAGAUUUUUUUUUGUGGGUCAUCAGAUCAGCUCAAGCUUGUCCGUUUCGGUUCCGUGUUGUCGGUCCGAGCUGAGAUGCUACAAAGCAAACACGCACACUGUUUGCAAAUCAACCUCACACUUACCAGGAGGCUGACAAACAUGUUCCACACUCUCCAGACACUUCAUUAGGUACACCUGCGCAGUCAAAGCCGAGACGAUCCAAUACACGAGGUGCCUUCACAAAGGUGCUAUUGCUCCGUUUUAUUUGACACUGUCAGAUUUCACUCACUCCCGCUCACUCCUCCUCCUCAGUCCCAACCAGUCGUACGCGCUUCUACGGUCGCUCUUCGGUGAAAGAUCGGCCAAAAGCAUGCUUGAUGGUUGUGUUUUAGUCGCCGUAGAACGACAGUCAGUGUUGCACACAUGCACUGCGUACUGAACACUUUUGUACGCCCAAAGUAAGUCCACAGCACGGUUAGCAGAGGGUUUGGGAUGACAGUAAGACGAACGAGGGACAUACGGUAAUUGUACAAGUGGCGUACCUCAGGAGUCAUGCGCAAGUACUCCACAUUUAGGCGGCCCAAAAACAGAAGCGCAUUGAACUUUUGUCUUAUGUGUGGUGUGCGCACAGACCUCUGUGGGCAACUACAUGCAUGUAGCAUUGUAGAAGAAAAUGGCCGGCGUUAUACCACCGCAAUGACUCAGACGGUGAUCUCUCUCGGUAGCUUCUGGAAGCUGAGGGGAGAGAGAAGGCGAGAUGUUACCAGCGGCUACGGCAGCCCCAUCCAUUCGCCUGAAACGGAGUACGCGCCCUGUAGGAUUUUGGCGAUUUGUUUUCUUUGUCGUAGUAGUGGUUUAUUCCGAACAUAUUCUAGUCUUGUUCAAUUUUCUCCUGGUCUAUAUCUCAGCAUCUGUAAGUGUGCCGGGAGACGGGCUGCUGCUGAGACCCGAAGCCUCAAAGCGAAUUGUACAAUUACGGUUUGAAUCAAACAUUUUUUUUAAACACUGUAAACGCAUGGAAAGGGUCGACAGUUAAAUUCAAAACAAAAUAGCACCAACAGCUCUCGGACCGAUGCAGUUACGUUCGGCACCAGUGCGGCGGCGCCAACUACAAUAAUAAUCAAUAUAUUGUUAAAUGAAUACCUUUCUAUCAACGUCUGUGUGUGCGGAACUUAGGUGAAACAUUUUUGAUAGUGUUUUGUAUUGGAGCAGUUUUGGCCAGUGAACAGGCACCAUCUGGUGCUGACUACUUGGGGGGGGGAAAAGUUAGCUAAUUGGAUUUUUCAGUUUUUGUUUUUUUUUUAAUUAAAAAAAUGUGCCUCUUUUGAGUGCUACUCCCAAGUCAGCCACUCCCGAUGUUGGAUGUACUUUUUAAAAGAAGACAUACAAUGCACAUGACAUAAGCUGGAUCUACACUGUAGGUCCCGAGUGCCCAAUUCAAAUUUCAUGACUCAUUUUUUUUCUUCUGUUUUUUUAACAUUUCAAGUGACACAUAUUUGGUAAGGCUGUGUUUCGAUUCCCUUGAACACAUGAAACAACCUGCAAAUUACUCCGCAUGCGCCAACGCUGAGAUAACUAAUGCCAAUAUUCAACGUGAAUAUUAAUGAAUGAAUUAUGCAAUUAUAUUUGGCCCGCAAGACCAUAUCAAAUGUGUAUUAGAGCUGGCCCGCCAAUAUAUAGCACACGCGCCACUAAUAUUCCAAAUCCCAGAAUGCUUUGCUAGUGUGUCGGCCCAUCAGCGCAGAACGGCCGUUAGCAACUACAACAGUUGCUAACGGCAACAGUUGCCGUUAGCAACUGUUGCGGCCGUUAGCAACUACGCUACCGGUCUCCUCGUGCAAAUGUACACUUUCCCUUCCCAAAAAUGGCCAAACGAAAGAUGGAAAACGGUGAACUUCCAAGACAAGUGGGAGGGCAGAUUGUCUGUUCACUAAAAGACAGAACUGCUUGUCGUGUACGCAGCACCGUGGCUGGAACGAACAAUAGAACAUCAUUGAAUUCGUGUUUUUUUUUUUUUUUUUUUUUUUUUUUAUAAAUGCCCUUUAUCAACUCCUAGGCAGGGACUGUUAAUAGUUUGAAGUUUGGAUUUUUAUUGAAGGACAUUCUUAUUUUUUGGGGUUGUUGGCCUUUGAAAAAAGAUUGACAUCCAAAGGAAAGGUAAUUGGAGAUAGAUAAGAAAAAGAUGGAGAGACAGAAGAAUUGGUGUUCUCUAUUCGAACGCAAACCGACAAAUACCGCUGAUGUCUUUUAUCGCAAAUUUUAUUUCUUGUGUUUAUAAUAUUAAAGUUUGUUUAUUCCGGAUUCAGUGUUUCAGCAAAAAUGUAAGUUUGUUGCCAUAUAAUCAACUUUUAACGCUACAUUUCCGGAGAGAAGGGAAACAUGUACAUCGCAGUGAUUGUUCACUGAAUGUUGAGUUUGGCCCGCGACGACGUCCCGAUUUCCCGUCAUUUUGGCCCACCGUGAAUUUGAGUUUGACACCCCUGGGCCAGACCAGUAAUGACUUUGGGAAGCUCGCUCACAUCAAAUGAAAGGCAGGCAUUUCAUUUUAGAAGUGCCUUAAUGUCACAUUGUUUGAAAUUGGUCUCCAACAUCUCAACCGGAGACAUUUGUAUGACAUUAUAUGAGAAAUCGAGCCUCCUUGGUGCCAGUGAUUGAAAGAAAAAAAACGGCUUUUCACCCUUGUACAGACAAAAGAUGACAAUCACUUUCCAUCAGAGGCAGGCAUUACAACAGCGCAAACAUUUUUCAUUCAGUGUGCCGUGUGUUCAAAAUAGCCGAUGACUCCAUGGCGCAUUCAUGUCUGAAACUUGUCGUUUGUAAGAAAACCGAAGCACACGUCAUUUUUGACAAUUACAUGUUUGGAAUUGAUUCUUGAGGUCUGCUGUUUUGAAGCAGUCGUGGCAAAAUGGGGCGCACUUCUCGGCUGCUACCAGCAGAGGCACUGUCGACGCUGCUAGUUUGCGGUCCGCAGAACAAGACCACGCUCAGCGAUGGGAAUUUCGCUACAUCCACAAAUGCUCUCCAAAUUGUAUAUAUAGCUUCAUGUCAUAUGUUUGCUUCAAAGAAAUAACAGAAGAAAAAAAUGAGGAUUUUCCCCGUAAUGAAGCAAGGAAAUUGAGUCAAAUGCCCAUCCCGAGGCACAACUUCUGUGAGCGCGAUAAUUGUACUCAAUCCAACAAUGGCGCGGAAAUUGGCGUUCAGAACAUUCCGAGAACCAAUUCUUUGAAAAAGGUUAUUUGAAAAUAAUCGGUCCGUUGAUUGUUGGACUAGUAAAUGUAAUCUCGACCUCCGUAUUGAUUCUCGUUCAAAGCGCACGGACGGGCUUACGCAGUACUCGGGAGCGGCAUUUGUCCACAGUUGCACAUAAAUCUUCGAGUCGUUGCUUCACUCCUGAGCACUUGUGUGUUCGGCUUUGAUAACGAAAUGGAUUUCCUGAUCUGUGUUCAUUUGGAAUCACUAAAAUAAUUGUUGCAACGGUGCGUAGCAAUGUAUGCUUGGGAGGAGCAGCAGCAUGUGAUCUUUCGGGGUUUAACGUGGACAGUUUGUUGUAAAUGAUCGCGUUUGGACUCCAGUAUUGUCGCCGUUGAAAUGCACAUGAAUGUAUCACGUUGUCAUUUUGAAGCUUACCCUCGACUGUAUACUUCAUUUGCUCAAUGGGAUUUUUUGACUUGUUUGAUGUUUUUAAAGAAGGGGAAUGGCUGAAUGUGUCCAUUCUGACAGCGUUUAUAUCCUCGUAAAGGUUUUUCAUGCAGCUUUUGUAUUGCAUCGCAUUGCGUCGUGCAGGUGCGUAGCCAAUGUAUUUGUGGCAGGCAGGCUCCCUUCAAAUUUAAAUGGAGUCGCCUCUGAUUUGGAUAGGGAAAAAAACGAAAUAGGUGGCAGUCCAAAAAGUUCGAUGUACUCACCGGCGCCUCGGAGCUGUGCCGCAAGGAAGUCGAGCGAACGAGUUGAUCGGCGCCAGAUAUCGUCCUCAUUAGGAGAGGCGAGAAAUGUUCCAACGGAAUGACGGCCAACUCUGAACUCGAAGGGCCUCGCGCGUUGGGAGGAGGACAAGAGCGCCCGAGUUGCUUCUGCCAUGAAAGAAUGUGCGCCGUCGAUGCCUUGAAGAUAGCAAAUCAGUCCUCGACAUGCUUGUCUACGUUCAAUUCGAACAGUUCACCAUCGGAAAUAUCGACGACCGGUGUGCACUCGUCUUUGACAAACAAAGAAAAUCGACACAAAAAAGAAGCAGAUUUACUUGAUUUUUAAAAAAUGGAUUUACGAAAAUACCGUGCGCACCCUUGCGCUCGAUAGGAAUUCUUUCUUUUCUGAACGUCUCAACCUAAAUGUCCGGGACCUGUUGAAUCGGAACGUAACAAAAUUGCGUUGAAUUAACUUGAGGGCGACCUCAUUUGCAUAAAUAUGUGCGCCUGGCUCAAGCGAACUUUGUAUGUUACGUUUCUCUUUCACAUUUUCUGUUGCCUUGAAAAAUACAAUUUUUUUGAGACAUCUCUAAAAAAAAGCCAACAACUUCCUUCAGGUGGAAUCUUGCUUACUUUUCUGCCAAUUCGGAUAUUCUCGGUGAGAAAAGAAACAAUAUUUGCCUGUUUGCCUGAAAUCCACCAAAAGAAAAUCCGUCGACUAUUUAGGAGCGACUUCCACCUGCUUUUGAUACAGUGAUACAUCGCAGUAGCAGUUAAAUAUAGAACCCCUCCAUCCAUGCAUUUUCUUCCGCUUAUCCGAGGUCAGGUCGCGCGGGCGGUAGCUUCAGCAGGGACGCCCGGACCUCCCUCUCCCACUUUACCCGGCUCUUCCGGGGGGAUCCCGAGGUCAGCGUGUCCUGGGUCGUCCCCGGGGCCUCCUCCCGGCGGGACGUGCCCGGAACACCUCACCGGGGAGGAGUCCUAAACCACCUCAUCCGGCUCCUCUCGAUGCGGAGGAGCAGCGGCUCUACUCUGAGCUCCUCCCGGAUGACCGAGCUUCUCACCCGUUCUCUAAGGGAGAGCCCGGACAUAGGUGAGGGUAGGAACGUGGAUCGACCGGUAAAUCGAGAGCUCUUCGCCUUCCGGCUCAGCUCCUCCUUCGACACAAAGUCCGCAUCACUGCGGACGCCGCGCCGAUCCGCCUGUCGAUCUGCCUUUCCAUUCUUCCCUCACUCGUGAACAAGACACCAAGAUACUUGAACUCCUCCACUCGGGGCAGGAUCUCAUCCCCGACCCGAAGAGGGCACGCCGCCCUUUUCCGAUCGAGGACCACGGUCUCGGAUUCGGAGGUGCCGAUUCUGAUCCCGGCCGCCUCGCACGCCGCUGCGAAGCGCUCCGGUGAGAGUUGGAGAUCACGGCUCGACGAAGCCAACAGAACCGCGGCGUCUGCAAAAAGCAGAGAUGCAAUACCGAGGCCACCGAACCGGACCCCCUCUACGCCUCGGCUGCGCCUUGAAAUUCCGUCCAGAAAAUUUACGAACAGAAUCGGCGACAAAGGGCAGCCUUGGCGGAGUGCAACCCUCACCGGGAACGAGUCCGACUUACUGCCGGCAAUGCGGACCAAACUCUUGACUCCGGUCGUACAGGGACCGAACGGCCCGUAUCGGGGAGUUCGGUACCCCGUACUCCCGAAACACCCCCCGCAGGCCCCCCCCCCGAGGGACACGGUCAAACGCCUUCUCCGAGUCCACAAAACACACGUAGACUGGUUGGGCGAACUCCCGCGCACCCUCGAGGACCCCGCCGAGGGUGAAGAGCUGGUCCGCUGGCCCGCGGCCAGGACAAAAACCAAACUGCUCCUCCUGAAAACGAGGUUGGACUCGAGGGGGGUCCGUCCCCCUGUAGUUGGAACACACCCUCCGGUCCCCCUUUCCACCACCACAGGCUGCCAAUCCAGGCUAACUAAAUAAUAAAUAAAAUAAACCACCUCUAAUUUAAUAAAUAAUAAUUUGAAACAACCAAAUUAUUUAGGGGGUGCUUAAGAACAUUUUUAGGGGGGCUAAGACCCUCCCCCAAAUGGCUUAACCACAAAGAAACAAAAGAUAUUUUUUUGAGACCAUUAACAUGAAGCCCCCCUAAAACAGACCUAGCGACGCCACUGGCCGCGCUUUUGCGAGAAGGUCAGAUUUCUGUGAUGAUACGCCGGUUAGGGUUAAAAAAAAAAAAAACCCCAAAAAAACCAAUAAUACGUUUUUAAAAAAUCAGCGGGUGUGAUAAUCGUGGCUUCUCCUAUGACUGUCUCCAUCACCGUUGUAUGGAAAUCCAGUUGAAUACAUAUAUUCAAGGUGCACAUCCAUUAAUGAAUCUCAAUAGGCAUGAAAAGACGGUUGCACCAGAUUGAGCAGAAAGCUCAUUUUCCAUCUGUGGGCCAAUGAGUUUUCUGCUCCGCUUAGCAACGAAACUACAACAUCCAAGUGAGCGCUGAUUUCAAAAUCGUUCUUUUUUCUUGCACCUCCCUUCAAGCCCUCCGGUCUCGCACUUAGAAUGUCGCCGGCUUAAAAAAAAGCCUUUCCCUCGUCCUUCCUGUUUUGUUUGGCUCGGCCAACAACGUCCCCGAGGCCGCGGACCCUGACAGCACGCGGUGGACAAAUGGGAGCGGCUAAUUCCGAACGUCCGGCGCCUCGUUGUGCUUAGCGUUUCAGACCGCCUGCGCCGACGAAUGUCUUUGCCACGACGCGUGGAAAGCAAAAGGGACUACGGGAGGAUACGAUUGACUCCAAUUGGGACUGCUUUGAAAAUGUAUAUCAUUCCUGAUGAUCUUCUCCAAUCGAUGCCGAUCCCGCAUGAUGUUCAUUUUGGCCGUAUGUGCUUUUCGCCGACGAAAUGGAAAAUGUACAGUGUGGCCCACAAUGUUUUGGAAUAGCUGGUAUGUGCCCAGUCCACUGCAGAGUCAACUGCUUCAUCACUUGUACUUUUUGCGCUAAGUGGUGCUUUUUGGUGGUGUGAUACCAUUUUCCUGUGUGAUCUAUAUAAGCAAUGUGAAUGUGUUUUUGUACAAUGUUUUUUAACGGCUGCUUUGUCUUUUUAAGGCAAUUAAAAUCAACAUGACAUCAAAAGAGGCUUAAAAAAAGCCUCCCCCCUCGUGCUUCCUGUUUUGUAUGGCUCGGCCAACAUUCCCGAGGCCACGGACCCCGACAGCAUGUUGUGGACGAGUACGCUGACAAAUGUCGACAGCUAAUUCCGAAUGUUCAGUACCUCGAUGUACUUAGCGUUUCAGACCACCUGCACCGCUGAACGUCUUCGCUACGACGCGCGGAAAGCAAAAGGCACUACGGGAGGAUGUUUGGCGACAAUUGGGACUUUUGAAAAUGUGCGGAAUUCCUGAUGAUCUUCUCCAAUCAAUGCUGAUCCUGCAUGAUGUUCAUUUUGGCCGUAUGUGCUUUUCUUUUCGCCGACGAAAUGUAAAAAAACGCAGACUCCACAGUGUGGCCCACAAUGUUUUGGAAUCGCUGGUGUGUGCCCAGUCCACUGCAGAUUCAACUGCUUCACUUGUACUCUUGCGCUAAGUGUUACUUUUGGUAUUGUGAUAACAUUUUCCCGCUUGAUCUCUCUAGCCAAUGUGAAUGUGUUUUUCGAGUGUUAUUUUUUAGUUUUUUCCCCCCCAAGAGUUAACGGCUGCUUCGUCUUUUUAAGGCAAUUAAAAUCAACGUGACAUAGAGGAAUUUAUUUGAAAA
This is a messenger RNA of Phycodurus eques (leafy seadragon), 10283 nucleotides long. Its product is annotated as androgen receptor-like. The coding region runs from base 421 to 2499 and encodes 692 amino acids. Gene Ontology annotation, molecular function: zinc ion binding; sequence-specific DNA binding; DNA-binding transcription factor activity. The record is from RefSeq and is a predicted model, not a curated record. Gene Ontology annotation, biological process: regulation of DNA-templated transcription; male gonad development. Lineage: Eukaryota; Metazoa; Chordata; Actinopteri; Syngnathiformes; Syngnathidae. The transcript is spliced from 8 exons.